This is a messenger RNA of Haemonchus placei, 1068 nucleotides long. NCBI's taxonomy places the organism in Eukaryota, Metazoa, Nematoda, Chromadorea, Rhabditida, Trichostrongylidae. The record is from the annotation of a GenBank genome assembly.
AUGGCAGAGGUCGGCGGCUCCUUCAAAGACUCCCUCACCCAGGCGCAGAAGGAUGAAUUGAGUGCGAUUGCCCACAAGAUCGUUGCUGAUGGCAAAGGAAUUCUGGCCGCUGAUGAAUCUACUGGUACGCGAGAAACUCCUAGACGCUCUUACCAUAAGCAAUUGCUCUUCACCACACCAAAUCUUGGCGAACAUAUCUCUGGAGUAAUCCUUUUCGAGGAAACGUUCCAUCAGUCAACUGACAAAGGAGAGAAGUUCGUCGAUCUGCUGAAAAAACAGGGAGUCAUCCCAGGAAUCAAAGUAGAUCUUGGUGUCGUCCCACUAGCUGGAACCAUUGGGGAAACAACCACUCAGGGUCUCGAUAACCUUGCUCAGAGAGCUGCUGUGUUCAAAAAGGGAGGAUGUGGUUUCGCAAAAUGGCGUUGUGUCUUGAACAUUGGACCUCAUACUCCUUCACAUUUGGCAAUGUUGGAAAAUGCCAACGUCUUGGCAAGGUAUGCAUCGAUUUGCCAGGCUAAUGGUCUCGUUCCCAUCGUUGAGCCUGAAGUCCUUUGUGACGGUGACCAUGACAUUCACCGUGCCCAAAAGGUCACUGAGCAGGUCUUGGCCUACACCUACAAGGCUCUGGCUGAUCAUCAUGUGUACCUCGAAGGUACCCUGUUGAAGCCCAACAUGGUCACACCAGGUCAAUCAUGCCCGCACAAGGUCAGUCAUGAAGAAAUCGGUUUGGCUACAGUCACCGCCCUUCGCCGCACAGUCCCAGCUGCUGUACCCGGCAUCACGUUCCUUUCAGGCGGACAGUCUGAAUUGGACGCAACCGCUAAUCUACAUGCUAUCAACAAUGCUAAACUUCUGAAGCCGUGGAAGCUGAGCUUCUCAUACGGUCGUGCUCUACAAGCUUCAGUUCUGAAGGCAUGGCAGGGCAAGGAUGAAAACGUUCAGGCCGCCCAGAGAGUCUUCCUGCAUAGGGCUAAGGCUAACGGUAUGGCUGCUAUGGGAAAGUAUGAAGGUGAAGAUGCUGCUGGCGCUGCUGCGGAGUCUCUAUUCGUUGCUAAACACGCCUAUUGA